AUGAAACUUGUAUCCUGGACCAUGACCGGUCCUAGCUUCUUCCUCCUUUCCAUCCAGCUAGGAAGCCUAGCCCUCGCCACCGCAGCACCCUCGUCCACAGUGGUCAGCUACCUUUCCGCGAUCUGGGACAUCCCUUUCGCUAGCAUGGCUGCCAGUGCGGUUGCCGUCAAUCCAGAGGCGACCACCUAUGAAGUCUUAUGUCUUUCUGGCGCCCCAACCACUGACUGUCGCUGGACCACCCUCCCAAUCACCUUGAUUGCCGGCCCAACAACCGUUCACUUCAAAGUGCCCGUCUCUACCAGUACCUUGGUCCAGGACGUCAGCGUUAUGGCCCGAGGGCUGAUGACUAUGGCGUGCGAUUUCCCGCAACCCAAGACGAUUACAUGCACGAUGACGGCGGAAUUGACAGCUUCCCCCCGUGGGGUGACCUCUUCAUUUAGCAGCAGAUCCCUCGUCGGAACCAUUGCCUCCGAUAGGGUUUCAUAUGAGCCUCUAACGGUCACUGGGGGACUGGAGAAAUUUCAGACUUCUGCCACUCCGGCGACGAUGACCGCGGCUGCUUCGAAUCUGGUGGAGCAGGUCAUGGCGACGAGGAUGCCGGUUGGGGCGGUCGUGGCUGCGGCGAGACAGGAUCCCCUUUGA
Penicillium diatomitis is the source of this 642-nucleotide messenger RNA. RefSeq lists its product as uncharacterized. The transcript has a single exon. The coding region runs from base 1 to 642 and encodes 213 amino acids. NCBI's taxonomy places the organism in Eukaryota, Fungi, Ascomycota, Eurotiomycetes, Eurotiales, Aspergillaceae. The record is from RefSeq and is a predicted model, not a curated record.